GUGCUGUGAUUCCUUUAUAUAAAGCCUUCUCCACCCUUUCUCUCUCCCUUCAACUCAACCUCCAAGUUAGUGAAGGGACACCUCACCCACCCACCCUCUCUCUCUCUCUCUCUCUCUCUCUCUACCCCGUUCCGUUCUCCACCUUCAUUCAACACCAUUCCUUUUCCAUACUCAAUAUUACCACCACCAUAAUCCUCAUUUCAUUUUCUCUAACUAUUUAUAUCACACACACAUCCCUCACCUCAACAAUUUCUCUUUCUAGAAUCUAACCAUAAGUUACUCCCUUCUUUCAUUAGAAUCCAUAACAUAUCCAUCUGAAUCCAACAAAUUUCCCAUUCUCUUCCACAUAUAGCAAAAAAAUACACAUAACUUUCCAACACCCCUUUUUCCAUAAAUCCAAUUCCCAAACCCAACAUAUAUAUAUUUUUUCAUUUUCCAUCAAACAAAAAAAAAACUAUCUUAUUUCUUGUGUGAAAUUUUCAGAUUUGGCUUUGGAAGUUGGAAUAACAUGGCGUCAUCUAUGAUCUCAAACACAACAAUACCACCAACAACAAGUGACCGAUCACAUAGAAUAAAAAGGAAGAAAAAAGCCCAAUCAAAAGCCCAACAGGCCCAAGAACAACAACAAAGGUUACAAAGCCAUGCUAAAUGGAGAUCACAAGCCCAACAACAAAUCUACUCUUCCAAACUCCACCAGGCUUUAUCAAGAGUCAACCUUUCCGGCGGGCCUCGCCGUGGCAAAGCCGUCCGGGAAGCCGCCGACAGAGUUCUCGCCACUGCUGCCAAAGGAAGAACACGGUGGAGCAGAGCCAUACUCACAAACAGGCUGAGACUCAAAUUCAGGAAACAGAAAAGAAAUCAUAAUCAACAGAAAGCUGUUGGGCCGGCCCGGUCUAAAAAAGCCCGGUUCGGUGUUUUACGUCUUAAAGGUAAAACACUUCCAGCGGUUCAGAGAAAAGUGAAAGUAUUGGGCCGGUUAGUUCCUGGUUGUAGAAAAGAACCGUUACCGGUUAUUCUUGAAGAAGCUAUCGAUUAUAUACCGGCUCUUGAGAUGCAAGUUCGCGCCAUGGCAGCUUUAGCUGAUUUACUAUUCGGCUCUUCAUCUUCUUCCGCCGCCGGCUCUAGUGAUGGUUCCGGUUUGCCGCCGCCGAGUUAAUAAAAUUUACUUUUGGCUUAUAUGCCAGCUGUCUUUUUUUUGUUACUUGAUUUUUGUUAUUAUUAUUUUUAUUUGUCUCGGUUU
This is a messenger RNA of Trifolium pratense (red clover), 1240 nucleotides long. Its product is annotated as transcription factor bHLH148-like. The record is from RefSeq and is a predicted model, not a curated record. Gene Ontology annotation, biological process: regulation of DNA-templated transcription. The coding region runs from base 509 to 1156 and encodes 215 amino acids. NCBI's taxonomy places the organism in Eukaryota, Viridiplantae, Streptophyta, Magnoliopsida, Fabales, Fabaceae. Gene Ontology annotation, molecular function: protein dimerization activity. The transcript has a single exon.